AUGAAGGUCAUCCCCAAAGAAGUGGAGCAGGAGCACUACGGCGUAGUCGUGCGCGGCGGCAUCAUCGGCGGCACGGCGGGUCUCGCGGUCGGGCUAGCGGGCGUGGUGCUCGGCGCGCGGCGGUACCCGGCGAUCCGGCAGCUGACGCUCCCUUUCCGGUCCUUCCUCGUCUCGUCCGCCGGCACGUUCGGCGCCAUGGUGGUGGCGGAGCGGUACAGCAUCAACUACCAGCGGUCGCACGACGCCAUGAACAACUACCUGGAGGAGGCGCACCGGGUCGAGGCCGAGGCGCGCCGGGCCCAGCGCACCGAUGCCCAGCGCUUCAUGGACUGGGGCCGCGAGAACCGCUACAGCAUCGUCUUUGUCAGCUGGGCCGCCUCCAUGGGCAUCGCCAUGGCGAUCGUCGGCCGCAGCAAGUACCUGACGGGCAGCCAGAAGCUGGUUCAGGCUCGUAUGUACGCCCAGGGACUCACCCUGGCCGUGCUGAUUGCCACGGCUGCGUUUGAGACCGCCGACGCCAAGUCGGGCAAGGGCCGGUGGGAGACUGUUAUGGUCGUCGACCCCGAUGACCCGACACACCAGAUUGAGAAGAAGAUUCACAAGGAGGAGUACGAGGGCCAGGAUCUCUGGAAGCAAAUGGUUGCUUCCGAGGAGAAGCGGCUUGGGGAGCAGAAGAAGCAGCGGGACGCCGCGGGCAAGGCUUAA
Chaetomium globosum CBS 148.51 is the source of this 705-nucleotide messenger RNA. RefSeq lists its product as uncharacterized. The transcript has 2 exons. Bases 1 to 705 code for a protein of 234 amino acids. The record is from RefSeq and is a predicted model, not a curated record. Gene Ontology annotation, biological process: mitochondrial respiratory chain complex IV assembly. Gene Ontology annotation, cellular component: mitochondrial inner membrane. NCBI's taxonomy places the organism in Eukaryota, Fungi, Ascomycota, Sordariomycetes, Sordariales, Chaetomiaceae.